ACGCUGGGUCCGGUAAGUGACGUCGUAUUUUGUGUUAGAAUAUUAUUAGAAAAACAGGCGUGGUCGCUCUUAAUUAAUAGUACAAACCGCACUCACAUUAGCAGGUCCGACAAGUGCGUGAGUCAACGAGGAAAAUACAACAUUAACUGCAGCCCACGUCACACGCAAGUGAACUAGACAUUUAACAUGUCAUACCCUCCAUUACCUAACCAGUCGCCGUAUCCACCAGCGGCAGUGUCCAUGCCUCAGCCGAGCGCCGGUUACAACAUGCCGCAGCCAGGAGAGAGUGCAUACCCGCCGCCAGGAGGCUACAGUGCGCCCUACCCGCCGCCGGCCUCAUCCCCGGGGUACCCACCCUCGGCCGGAGGAUACCCUCCUCCUCAGCAGCAGGGCUACCCUGGCUAUCCGCCUGCAGGACAACCGGGGGGCUACCCUCCGCCUGGAGGUCAACCGGGGGGCUACCCUCCGCCGGCACAGGGUGGGGGCUACCCUGCUCCGCCGAUGGGCCAAGUGGUCACCCAGCAGCCGAUAGGCACAGGAGGUGGUGAAAACUGGAUGCAAGCCCCCCAAGGCCCACCAAACUGCCCUCCGGGAUUGGAAUAUCUGACCAUGAUUGACCAGCUCCUCGUUCACCAGAAAGUAGAGCUGCUUGAAGCUAUGACCGGCUUUGAAACGGCAAACAAGUACUCGAUCAAGAACAGCAUGGGUCAGAAGGUCUACAGCGCCAAAGAGAGCAGCGGAUGCCUCGUGAGGAACUGCUGCGGCCCCAACAGGCCCUUCGACAUGAAAAUCUAUGAUAACUUUGGAAAUAUGGUCAUUCAUCUUCACCGUCCGUUCGCUUGCCAGAGCUGUUGUUGCCCAUGCUGGUUACAGAGCGUGGAAGUGACCGCACCUCCUGGAACCUUGGUCGGAACUGUGGAACAGAACUGGAGCAUCUGGACUCCUCAUUUCAGCAUUAAGGAUGCAGCUGGCAAUGUUGUACUUAAGAUCAAGGGCCCCUUCUGCACUUACAGCUUGUGCGGCGAUGUCGAGUUUAAGAUCCUGUCUGCCGACGGAGAGAGGGAAGUGGGCAUGAUCUCGAAGCAGUGGUCAGGAAUUGCCAGGGAAGCGUUCACUGACGCUGAUGUUUUUGGCAUUUCUUUCCCCAUGGAUCUGGAUGUGAAGAUGAAGGCAGUGAUGCUCGGCGCCUGCUUCUUGAUUGAUAUGAUGUUCUUCGAGAAGAAGGGAAACAAAGAGAGCGACGGAGUGGGAAUGCUUUAAGUGUCCAUUUUUAUCCGAGUGAAGUACACAGAUAUUUACAACAUUUUCAAUUCCUUCCUAGAGUGGCAAAUUUUUUUUAAAUUUCUUCAUGAAGCAAAUAAAUAUUAAUCACUAAUUUACAGAUCACAGUCGCACAAAAAAAAUUAACUAACCCUAACGUUUUGAAUAUUUUUAAUUCCUAUGGAAAGUUUGAUAUGAAUUACUGAACAACACAUAAAAAUUGAUUUUCCACUUGUUUAUUUUUGUUCAAACUCUUUAUACUCUAAAAUUCGUUCAGAGAAUGAUUACAUUUUAUUAGUUAUAUGUUUAGGCUAUCGUCGUUUUCAGCAGUUUAUGCUGACAAGAGAUGCACACUCUGUCAGUUGGCCUUAAAGCUCUGGUUCUAGUUCUAUUCCUGUCAAAUAUUGACAACAAUAUGUGUCUUAAAAAGAACACAAUUUCGUCGUAAUAUUACAAUAUAUUAAGUGUAAAAUUAUGAUUAUAUUGCAUGUUGCGAAUGUUAUAACAUGGGAGCUAUACAUAUAAUGUCGCUGGCGCACAGAUUAUGGAAUACCAUCAAAUCUGUUCAUAUUUUGUCCAAUGAGUCGAUACGAAAUAUUAUUCAAUAAAAUAUAUAGUUCAAAACAUAA
Molecule: messenger RNA, 1889 nt
Organism: Cloeon dipterum
Lineage: Eukaryota; Metazoa; Arthropoda; Insecta; Ephemeroptera; Baetidae
Product: phospholipid scramblase 1-like
Exons: 8
Coding region: 187-1260 (357 amino acids)
Biological process (GO): plasma membrane phospholipid scrambling
Cellular component (GO): plasma membrane
Molecular function (GO): phospholipid scramblase activity
Source: RefSeq, a predicted model, not a curated record